AGCUAGCAGCAGCGGCGGCGCAGCCAUGUCUAAGGCGACGGGAAAGCUUCGGCAGGACAAGUUCUACCGCCUCGCCAAGGAGCAAGGUUACCGUAGUCGCGCGGCCAUGAAGCUGCUCCAGCUCGACAGAAGCUUCAGCUUCCUCCCGACGGCGCGCGCCGUGCUUGACCUUGGGGCCGCGCCUGGAGGGUGGGUCCAGGUGGCCGUGACCGACGCCACCGCCGGGGCCCUCGUCGUCGGCGUCGACCUCAAGCCCAUCUGGCCCAUCCGUGGCGCGCGCCUCCUCAGGGAGGACAUCACCGCCACCGCCAGGUGCAGCGCAGCCGUGCGGAGGCUCAUGGACUCCAAGGGCGUUACCGCGUUCGACGUCGUUCUCCACGAUGGGAUAGGACGAAAUAACAAGAGAAAGCGCGAUGGGGCUCACAAGACAACCAGGCAGUCAGCGCUCGUCAUCGAUGCCGUACGCCUAGCAACCAUGUUCCUCGCUCCCAAAGGCACCUUCAUCACCAAGUUCAUUGGGCCUCAUGAUUUCACAGCUAUCAUGUUCUGUCUCAAUCAGCUAUUUGAGAAGGUCCAGGUGGCUAAACUUGAGGCAAGUCGGUCCAUGUUGCCUGAACAUUAUUUUGUCUGUCUGGAAUAUAAAGCCCCCGCAAAGAUUCAACUAGUACUUUUUGAUCUAAAUCACAUGUUAAAUGCGAGUCUAAAAAACAAGCCCAGGGAUGAAGUUCGUAAUUCUAUGGAGACCAAAUCGAGGGGGAUCACUAUGCAUGGAAGCUUUCCAUCCUGGAAAGCUUGGAACGCUGGUCGAGCUUUAGAUUUCAUAUGGUCUGAGGCCCAGACAAUGCAGGAGUUACUUGUUUCUUUUAUGGGAGUUUCAUUUGAGGAUCCAGAAUCUCUGCCUAUCAAGAAUCAUGAGCUUACAACUGAAGAGAUACAGAUGUUCUGUGAGAAUUUGGAUAUCCAGGAUAAAAAAAACCUUAAAUCAUAUCUGGGAAUGGCGCAUGCGCAUAAGGAAAGCACUGUCUUCAUGUUCACCAGUGAUACCAAAGCCUGAUGUUACUGCGGUGGAUGCUAAGGUCAAAGAUGAUGGCCAACCUGUAGACAAAACGGAAGAAUUUACAAGCAUCAUUGAUAGAAAGACAAGGGAGAAGUGUGAAUCAAGCUGUCGUG
Molecule: messenger RNA, 1170 nt
Organism: Lolium rigidum
Lineage: Eukaryota; Viridiplantae; Streptophyta; Magnoliopsida; Poales; Poaceae
Product: pre-rRNA 2'-O-ribose RNA methyltransferase FTSJ3-like
Exons: 7
Coding region: 26-1054 (342 amino acids)
Biological process (GO): maturation of LSU-rRNA from tricistronic rRNA transcript (SSU-rRNA, 5.8S rRNA, LSU-rRNA); rRNA methylation; maturation of 5.8S rRNA from tricistronic rRNA transcript (SSU-rRNA, 5.8S rRNA, LSU-rRNA)
Cellular component (GO): nucleolus; preribosome, large subunit precursor
Molecular function (GO): rRNA (guanine) methyltransferase activity; rRNA (uridine-2'-O-ribose)-methyltransferase activity
Source: RefSeq, a predicted model, not a curated record